Messenger RNA from Penicillium cinerascens, 879 nucleotides. Its product is annotated as endonuclease/exonuclease/phosphatase family protein. The transcript has a single exon. The record is from RefSeq and is a predicted model, not a curated record. Gene Ontology annotation, molecular function: 3'-5'-RNA exonuclease activity. The coding region runs from base 1 to 879 and encodes 292 amino acids. Lineage: Eukaryota; Fungi; Ascomycota; Eurotiomycetes; Eurotiales; Aspergillaceae.
AUGAGAUCCACACCAGAGCUCCCGAUCCGCGUAUUAACCCAUAACAUCCGAUAUGCAACGACUUCUCCCUUCAAAGGAGAACGGCCGUGGGCUGAGCGCAGGCAAUUGUUACUGAAUGAACUCGGAUAUCAUGCUCGCCAUUGUAAAGAGACAUUCAUUUGUCUGCAGGAAGUUCUUCACCAACAGCUCGAAGAUAUCCGAGCAGGAUUGAAUCCCACAACGGGCUCUUCAACUCAAGAAUAUGCAUAUAUUGGUGUCGGUCGAGACGACGGCCACCAGGCCGGUGAAUACUCCCCGAUCUUCUAUCGCCCUUCGGUCUGGGAUUUGCUGCAUUGGGAGACAGUCUGGUUGUCCGAGACGCCUUCCAAGCCUUCGAAGAGCUGGGAUGCGGCCUCUACCCGCAUCGUCACGAUCGGUGUAUUCACUCACCGAACUACCGGUGACACGGUUCUUGCCAUGAACACGCAUUUGGAUGACCAGGGAUCUCGCUCCCGGCUCGAAGCUGCUCGCAUUAUUCGCGCCAAAAUUCAGGAGUACCAGCACGGACAAUACGGCGGCUUCAUUUCGGGCACCUUCUUGACAGGUGAUCUGAACAGUCAGGAAGACCAGGAGGCUUAUUCUGAUCUCAUUGGAUCUGGAGACUUGCGUGACACCUUCAAACUGCUCGACGCCUCGCGGCGGUAUGGCAACAUCAUAACCGCGACUGGGUUUGGGUAUGAAGAAGAAUCGCCAUCACGCAUUGACUACGUUCUACUGGCUACUAAGGGAAAUCAGACGUGGCGAGUGGACGGCUAUUCUGUGAUGCCAAACCGGUUUGACGAUGCAGUGUUUAACUCAGACCAUCGCGCUGUUGUUGCAGACCUCACUCUGGUGGGCUAG